UGUUUUGGCUAACUGCUAGCCGAUCGGUGCUACGCGGCUGUACUGAAACGGAACGUCCAAACUUCCUUCAACAUACAUCCAGCAGAAAGCGCUGUCACUUCGAGGACUCUACUUGUCAAAAUGCCUCAGACCAACAAGUCGGCGAGCGGGUGCAGUGUGCCAGGUCAGGUGUCUGCUCCGGAUCAGGGUGAACCGCCACCGCCUCAGGAUGUCAGGUCACAGGAGGCUGCUGGAGACGUAGGCAGAGGAGCCGCUGCUGAAGACCGGGGAGACCCAGAGAUCAUCAGAUCGCCCAGUGACCCAAAGAAAUACAGGUACAUCGAGCUGGCUAACGGCCUCCGAGCGCUCCUCAUCUCUGACUUCAGCGGGGCAGAGGGGAAAGGAGGCAGUGAGAACGGAGAGGACAAAGGGGAGGACGGGCGGGAGGAGGGGGAGGGGGAGCGGGAGGAUGACGAUGAGGAGGAAGGAGACUCGGGCGAGGGUUCGGAGGAGGACGAGGAGGAAGACGAAGAGGAAGAGCAGGACAGCGACUUUGAUGAGCUGGAUGAAGACAAUGCAGGAAAGACGAAGAGAGGGAGCUCCGAGAAGCAGGCUGCUGCGGCUCUGUGCAUCAGUGUGGGGAGCUUCAGUGACCCGGACGACCUGCCCGGCCUCGCCCACUUCCUGGAGCACAUGGUGUUUAUGGGCAGUGAGAAAUACCCCGCAGAGAACGGCUUCGACGCCUUCCUGAAGAAGCACGGAGGAAGCGACAACGCCUCCACCGACUGCGAGAGGACCAUCUUCCAGUUUGACGUGCAGAGGAAGUAUUUCAGAGAGGCGCUCGACAGGUGGGCUCAGUUCUUCAUCUGUCCUCUGAUGAUAGAAGACGCCAUCGACAGAGAGGUGGAGGCCGUGGACAGCGAGUACCAGCUAGCGAGGCCGUCCGACUCUCACCGGAAAGAGAUGCUGUUUGGGAGUUUGGCAAAACCAGGACACCCAAUGGGCAAAUUCUGCUGGGGUAACGCUCAGACAUUAAAGCAUGAGCCCAGAGAGAAACAGAUCAACACCUACCAGCGGCUCCGAGACUUCUGGAGGAGAUAUUACUCGGCUCAUUACAUGACGCUAACCGUGCAGUCCAAAGAAACUCUGGACACUCUGGAGACGUGGGUGAGAGAGAUCUUCAUCAAAGUUCCCAACAACGGUGAACCUCGAGCCGACUUCUCUCCGCUGCAGCAGCCGUUUGACACGCCGGCCUUCAACAAACUCUACAGAGUUGUUCCUGUGAGGAAGGUUCACGCUCUGACCAUCAGCUGGGCCGUACCUCCGCAGGGGAAACACUACAGAGUGAAACCUCUUCAUUACAUCUCCUGGCUGAUCGGACACGAGGGAACCGGCAGCAUCCUGUCUCUGCUCAGGAAGAAGUGCUGGGCUCUCGCUCUGUUUGGAGGAAACAGUGAGACGGGUUUCGACCAGAACACCACCUACUCCAUCUUCUCCAUCUCCAUCACCCUCACCGACCAGGGCUACCAGAACUUCUACCAGGUGGUUCAUUUUGUGUUCCAGUACCUGAAGAUGCUGCAGACUCUCGGCCCGCAGCAGAGGAUCUACGAGGAAAUCCAGAAGAUCGAAGCCAACGAGUUCCACUAUCAGGAGCAGACGGAUCCCAUCGAGUUUGUGGAGAACAUCUGUGAGAACAUGCAGCUGUUUCCCAAAGAGGACUUCCUGACCGGAGACCAGCUCAUGUUCGAGUACGACCCCCAGGUGAUCAGUGCUGCUCUCUCCCUGCUGACUCCCAACAGAGCGAACCUGCUGCUGCUGUCACCAGAGAACGAAGGUCACUGUCCGCUCAGAGAAAAAUGGUUUGGUACCUGCUACAGCAAGGAGGACGUCUCAGAGGAGUGGGCUCAGCGCUGGAGCGGAGACUUUGAGCCCAACCCUGACCUCCACCUUCCUGCUGAGAACAAAUUCAUCGCGACGGAUUUCGACCUGAAAACGUCGGACUGUCCGGACACCGAGUUUCCUGUGAGGAUCGUAAACAACGAGCGAGGCUGUUUGUGGUACAAGAAGGACAACAAGUUCAAGAUCCCCAAAGCUUAUAUCCGCUUCAACCUGAUCACCCCGAUGAUUCAGAAGAGUCCAGAAAAUCUGGUGCUCUUCGACCUCUUCGUGAACGUCUUGGCUCACAACCUGGCGGAGCCGGCGUACGAGGCUGACGUGGCUCAGCUGGAGUACAAGCUGGUGGCCGGGGAGCACGGCCUGGUGAUCCGGCUCAAAGGAUUCAACCACAAACUGCCGCUGCUGUUGAAGCUGAUCGUGGAUCAUCUGGCCGAGUUCAGCACGGAGCCCGGCGUGUUCAACAUGUUCUCUGAGCAGCUGAAGAAGACCUACUUCAACAUCCUCAUCAAACCCGAGAGACUCGGCAAGGACGUCCGUCUGCUGAUCCUGGAGCACUGUCGCUGGUCGGUCAUUCAGAAGUAUCAGGCCGUCACCAAGGGUCUGACCGUCGACGACCUCCUGACCUUCGUUUCCGGGCUGAAGGCGGAGCUGUACGCCGAGGGGCUGGUGCAGGGGAACUUCACCAGCGCGGAGUCCAAGGAGUUCCUGCAGUACUUCAUCGAGAAGCUGCAGUUCCAGCCUCUGUCAGCAGAGGUCCCCGUGCUGUUCCGGGUGGUGGAGCUGCCUCAGAAACAUCAUCUGUGUAAAGUCAAAUCUCUCAACAAAGCAGACGCCAACUCCGAGGUCACCGUCUACUUCCAGUCGGGGCUGAAGAACCUGAGAGAGCACGCUCUGAUGGAGCUGAUGGUGAUGCACAUGGAGGAGCCGUGUUUCGACUUCCUAAGAACCAAGGAGACUCUGGGGUACCAGGUGUACCCAACCUGCAGGAACACCUCAGGGGUGCUGGGAUUCUCUGUCACCGUGGAAACACAGGCCACCAAGUUCAGCACAGAGUUUGUGGAGGCGAAGAUCGAGGAGUUCCUUGUCAGCUUCGGCGAGUGUUUGUCGGGUCUUAGCGAGGAGGCGUUUAAAACGCAGGUGACCGCUCUCAUCAAGCUGAAGGAGUGCGAGGACGCUCACCUGGGAGAGGAGGUCGACCGAAACUGGUUUGAGGUCGUCACGCAGCAGUACGUCUUCAAGCGGCUCAACAAAGAGAUCGAGGCCCUGAAGGUCUUCAGUCAGGGGAAGCUGGUCUCCUGGUUCAGGGGACACAGAAACGGCGGCAGUAGGAGGCUCAGCGGGCCCGUGGUCGGUUUCGGCGUGGAGGAGAACGACCCGCCUGAGCAGAGUGUCUGCUGCAGCCAGGACAGCCCCGACUCCCCCCCCUCCUCCUCGGCAUACGGGGAGGUGAGCGAGCUGAACUUCCUGCCUGCCUCCUCGCCGGCGCUCCAGGACGUCACGCUCAUCUCAGACAUCAGAGCGUUCACCUCAUCCCUCCCCCUCCACCCAUACCACAAAAUCCUCAGCUAGGUCCGGACGGACGGUGAAGGUGAAGAACGCCUCGUUCACUCUGUCAGUGUGUCGGGGAAAAUAAAGUUACCAUUGAAACA
This is a messenger RNA of Labrus bergylta (ballan wrasse), 3524 nucleotides long. RefSeq names its product nardilysin b (N-arginine dibasic convertase) (gene nrd1b). Gene Ontology annotation, biological process: proteolysis. The record is from RefSeq and is a predicted model, not a curated record. Gene Ontology annotation, molecular function: metalloendopeptidase activity; metal ion binding. Lineage: Eukaryota; Metazoa; Chordata; Actinopteri; Labriformes; Labridae.